Messenger RNA from Hermetia illucens (black soldier fly), 6540 nucleotides. It is a transcript of the gene pns, whose product is annotated as DENN domain-containing protein 5B. NCBI's taxonomy places the organism in Eukaryota, Metazoa, Arthropoda, Insecta, Diptera, Stratiomyidae. The transcript has 17 exons. Bases 27 to 4346 code for a protein of 1439 amino acids. The record is from RefSeq and is a predicted model, not a curated record. Gene Ontology annotation, molecular function: guanyl-nucleotide exchange factor activity; small GTPase binding.
GUCGUAGCCAAUUUUGACGCCCCCGAAUGCCAAACAUGACGGAAAAGAGUUCGACGACCACCAACAAGGCGGAGAACAAGAGCUCCAACAACGGGACCAGCACGGCCGCGUCCUCGACAACCGAUUGCUCGUCGACUGCCUCGCCAUCCCCCAGCUCGACGCCCGGCUCGUCUGGGGCUCCUACGGUCGCGACCUCAUCCUCCACCACGUCGUCGGUUGCCUGCGAUACAGGCAGCUCCUCAACAAUUAAAACCCACUCUCAGGACACCCCAUCCCCAGUGCCCGUCGCCAUGAAGAAGGACGACCCAGCGCUCACUCGCUUCGCCGACUACUUUGUUAUCUGCGGUCUUGACCUCGACACCGGAUUAGAGCCUGAUCGCUACGCUGGUGACAGUCUACAUUGCUCCCCACUUGACCGAGCCUACAAAAGUAAAUCAUUGGCCCACUACCCAGAGAACGUACCUUGGAAUCCAUUCGACGCUCAUGGAAUUUGCAUGCUCUCGUUACCCCAAGGAUUACGAUUUCGUACUCAAAAACAUAAUAUUGAGCCAAAAUUUCAUGCAUUCGCCACCACCCGUGAAGAUGGAAAGCGAUGUCAUGGAUUCAGUUUAGUAUUUUACGAAGAAGUUCGCAAUCGAAAUAUCUGCAGUGCCAUGCACACUCUACAGGCAAUGUACAUAACAGAACUUUCCAAUGGACAAAUAACGCCUGGCCUGAGACGUGUGAAAGAAAGCUCAGUGAGUCGUUCGUUACCGCGGCAUUUUAAAAUCUCAUCACAAUCUCCAUCAUCGGCGCUCAGCUACUAUGAUGUUACUAAGGAUAAAUUAUAUGUAGCAAAAAGUAUAUCAUUAAUUUGUCAGGUGCCGUAUGCAUUUGCUGCUGAGAAAUUUUUGAAAAAUAUCUACAAAUGUCUUCCAAGGCAGCCAGGACCAGGACUAAGUCUCGAAAGUUACGUGUACAACAUUUUGUAUGAAGUGAUGCUGCCUCAAGCUGGCCGUUCGAUACGAAUUUACUUGCCGCCAGAAGAGCCACACUUGCCACCCAUGGCAGUCAUUUUACAACGGCCUGGGCUUAUCGAUGAAUUACCGCUUUUGGAUUUUCCUCUUCGAUUGUUAUUUUCCUAUCUUGGUGUCGAAUGCGUCAUACAAUUGUUUACAUGCGUACUUCUCGAAAACCAAGUUCUUCUCAGAUCGAACGAUUAUCAAAAGCUUAUGAUUGUUGGUGAAUGCAUAACCGCAUUGCUAUUUCCAUUCAAGUGGCCGCACGUAUACGCGCCAAUUUUACCAGCCGCUCUCCAUCAUUUCCUCGACGCUCCAGUUCCAUUUGUUAUGGGCUUACAUGCCGAAUGUGAAAUCAACACUAAAAUUGGUACAGAAGCAACACUCUGCUAUGUGGACAUUGAUAAGAAAACAAUACAAUUGCCGGAAGAAAUGCCAGUGUUUCCACACAAGGUGGAUUUCAUGUCAGAAAUUGUAUCGAUUUUGGAUAAAUUUCAAAUUGAACGUGACAAAACGAUGGAACCACCAUCAAUAUUGAAUCCAAAAAGUUUCUGCAAUCAACGUGAUUAUGAUGUGAUGAGUUCAAGCUGUACGUUGCCAUCUGGUUUGCAUGUACGCCGAAAAUAUACUGCCACUAGUGGAUAUCAUGACAAUAUGAGCAUAAGUAAUCAUUGGGGUGAUCACGGUUCAGAUAUGGUCACGCAACCGCUAUUGAGCAAUGGUCCAUCGACUGGACAAACACCAACUCCAAAAUCGGAAGCGUUACAACGUAUAGUGGAUAUAGUUAAACGCACGGGCGUACAAUUAGACGAUAUGGAUCUCAAUAAUGAUAUAAUGCCGUCAUCGCGUAAACAGCGCCCACUCACAUCUCAGGAACAAUAUUAUGAAGAUCAACGGCUAAAUAAUUCUAUUCGUGAGAUAUUUCUUAAUCGUUUCGUUCAUAUGUUUGCCGCAUAUGAACAUUUCGUGAUAUUACCAAAUCAAGAUAAAGAUGAUUGGCUGACGAAUCGUGAAUCUCUGCAAAAUUUCGACAAGGCAUCUUUCUUAUCAGAUCAACCCGAACAUCAUAGACCCUUUUUGUGUCGAUUUUUAGAAAGUCAAAUGUUCGCAACGUUGAUAGAUAAUAAAAUAAUGGCCGUAUGGGAUAAAGAUAUGGAUCCGAAUUUGAAACUAUUCGACAGCAGAAUAAAACUUUUAAGGAAGCGACACGGUGGUGAAAGUAUGAUACGUGCAACAAGUUACGAACCAUGCGUACUAAGUCAAGAAACCCAACGUCUCCUCGACAAGCGUUUAUCGAAUGUGGAUCUAGAAGUCUCACCUCCUAGCGAAAUUCUACCGAAUCGGCCAGCAUAUUUUCGGAGUUUUCCAACACUUGAAAAAUCGGUUCUGAAUCAGGAAUGUGCAUCGAGAGGAAACAGUUUACGGCGAGUUAAGAACGGUGCAAAAUGGCGUGCCAAAGAGAUUUCUUUGGAUGGAAAGCCGCCAGCAUUUCCAUCAGCCAUCUCAUCAUCUAAUCGACAGUCUGCGAAUUUAUCCACUACCGAAAUGAGCCCGUCAUUAAUAGCACAAGCAAAUUGGACGUUUGUUGAGAAACUGUUGAAGGACAUUAAAAGUAAAACAAAACGAAUGCUACUGGAAAAAAUGGGCACGGAAGCUGUUGCACUGGGGCUAAGCGGUGAAGUUACAGUCGUUGGAGUCGAAGAGAAUACACUGAUUGCAUCUCUAUGUGAUCUACUCGAGAAAAUUUGGUCACAUGGCUUACAAAACAAACAAGGAAAGUCAGCCCUGUGGUCACAUUUGCAAGCCUACCUGGAACUGAAAGAAACCUUAAAUCCUACGAAACAAAUUGACACAAAUUAUGUGUCGCCAGCGCUAGCCUGGAGCGUAAUGAGAAAAAGAAUGGAUUAUCUCUCAACUUUUUCAAUCGAAUCUGAAUCUUCACCUGGCAGCCCAACGCGUGGCCGUUCCCGUGAUCGAAAAGGCGUAGGAUUAGAAUUACGCCCUUUACCAGAGUCAUUAGAAUUUGAUAUAAAAAAUAUUCUUGCCAUGACUGAUAUCAAAACUCACAUAGGAUACACCCGAGCAUGGGUUCGAUUAGCACUCGAAAAGAAACUCCUCUCGCGACAUUUCCGGACACUACUGUCUGACACAACUCUCCUUCGAUCAUUAUAUAAACGAUCGGCAUUCCUUAGAUGCGAAGACGAAAAGGAACAAUUCCUUUACCAUUUGCUGACUCUAAAUACAGUGGAUUAUUUUUGUUUUACAAAUAUAUACCCGACCACAAAGCUUCCAUAUCGUGUUGUGAUAUUUCCAUCAAAGAAAUUUGGUAGUGGAACUACCUCAAGUAACGUCUGGGUGACAAUAGCCGGCACAAUGGGUGAAACCCAACAAGUGCCGGUACCUAAAGGGGCUGUUGAAUUUAUUUUUCAUUAUAAAAAUCUUGGCUUAUUAACGACCAUGCGGAUAGGUCACGACAACAGUGGUGCAUCAACAAAAUGGAUGGUGGAGCAUGUAGUUGUCCGAAAUGAAGUAACAGGACAUACAUUUAAAUUUCCCUGCGGACGAUGGCUAGGUAAAGGCAUUGAUGACGGUGCAACCGAACGUUUACUAGUUGGUCAACGUGUACCACUAACUGUAGAUAGCGACGAAUUAGUACAAGUUUGUCAGACACCGCCACGUGCCCGUAGUCCAAGUGUACAUAGACCCGAAAUGAAACCGUCCGAAAUUCAACAUUUACUAGGCGAUUGUGUUAAUGUUAUAGUUAAAUGGCACUAUAAACCCAGUCGGGAUCGUGAUGCUGGAUUUCUAACGAAUUUACUAUGCGGCGAAGGUGGAUUAGUUAAAUGUUUAGAGCAAGUUUUUUUGUGUGGUUUUCGAUCAUCACGAUUCUUUGGACGGAAUCUGUACAUUUGGGAUUAUAUAAUUAAAGUGAAGGAACAAUUCGAAUUAAACAUAACUCAGGAAACCGUCAACUCAAAUCCCAACUCACCUCCAACUGACAAUGUUAGCCCCGGCUCGCCAUACUCACCAUGUGUUCAACGACAAGAAUUGUUAGCGAUAUGGCGGUGCUUUGUUUAUAUAGUCGAUGAAAUAAUUGUAGCAACAACAUCGUUAGGAAAAGAUGGAAAAUUUCAACUAUUUGUGUGUCUCUGCUUAAGAGAACACAUUCUUCAUCGCAUGCUCUCGCCUAUGGCAUCGACCAAAGUUACCCAGGAAAUGUAUGAUGAACAGAGUUUUCUGCGUCGCAAAGGUUUGCUAACAUUUUUGGUACAAAUACUCGAACCGCUAGAUGAAUUUCACAUAGUCCUCGAAAACUCCAUAACUCAAGGGAUACCGUCACAAUGUUAAUUCUCGUUUUAACUUUACAUUUUAAGAUUUGAUGUUUAAAUGAAAAGUCGUCAUUGUUUUUCUUUACAUAUUUAUUUUCUGGUGUUAUGAAAUGCCAUCGUAUGAGAACUUCGUUUACAGAUGUAAUCUUAAACGAGAUGAAAACUGUUUGUAGUUGUGGUAAUGUAUCUAGUAACGUGACGAUAAACUACAAAGUGGAAAAACAGUACCAAAGGUGAUUGUGUGAACUAAGAGAGAUUAUUUAUUGAAACAAAUACCAAAGAGAAAAUUGAAUCAGUGAAAAUAAGUUUGGAAAAGUUUUUUUUUAUUUGCAACCACCUUAGAAAAUGUUCAAACAAACAAAGUUCAAUGAUUGUAGCAAAAUAUCUUUUAACAACUCUUGCCCCAGACAGGUACUAUCGCUUGCCAAAAAAGUUAAAAUUCACUAUUCGAAUCUACUUAAAUUCUUGAUCAUAUUUGCAGCUCUCAACUACCUGAUGCAAAAGCAAUACUCAUUUCUUGCCUAAGUUUUAGUCAUUUUUAAAACGAAAAUUUAUUUUUGAUUUUUAUAAGUGCAAACAUUUUUUUAUAUUUUUUUAUAGCAUAGUCUUAUUUUUGAUAUAGUUUCCCCUCAUUCCAUUGGCUGCUUUUUAUCCUAGGCUAAUGUUUAAUUUAAGAUCGAAAUAAUGCUCUCUUAAGAAGAUUUGAUGUGGAAUUUACAUUAAAUGUUUUUAGACUUACGCCAUAUUGAGGUAAAAAUCUAUUUUUCGUAAUAAAUUCGUGGGUCAAGUCGUUGCGUACAAAAUUGGGAUAUCUAUCAUUAUCGACGAUUAUUGAAAAUGAGAACUUAAUAAUCAGAGAAGUUGCUAAUUCACUAAUGCAAAAAAAAGAUUAUAAUAAACUGGCUCCGAUCAUGAUAGAUCGCACGACUUGAACCAAAAUACAUUGUCAAUAUUUGCUGUUGAUAUUGUCACUUUAAAUUGUCCUCACAUCGUGCAUAAAGUUCAAUUUGCAAAGUCCGGAAAAAAUUAAAUUAAAUUUGUGAUACUCUGUUAAGAAUGAAGAUACAGAUGAUGCAUUCAAGUGAUACAAUUCGAAAAUACUCGAUUAAACUGAAUUCGUAUAAAUAUUUGCACAAGACAUUGAAUAAUUUAUAUAAAUUAAGGCUACCGGUCGAUAAUUGACGAAGGUUGAAGUUCCGUCAGAGAUUGUUUUACCUUUGAACUGUUUACUAUUUUUGGCCCAUAAUCAAAUACUUGUCACCCAUACAGAAUAUAAAUUAAUUUACAGCCAAACAUUUAUAUGUAUUGACCAAAUUUUCAUACCAACCACCAGUUGUUAACUCUACUUACUUUGCGAUUACACUUCUAAACUCACUUCACUCUGCACCACUCCAUGCAAUAUUCACGUUCGUCGAUAAAUUGAGCAAUCAACCUUCGUAACAUUUGAUGCACAACAUUGAAAAUCUAUUCAAUAACAGAAUAUUUUUUAUUUUUCGAAAUUAUAUGAACAAAAAAGCUGAAUCGUAAAGAGCUGAAGUAAUAAUUUUAGUCACAAUGAAAAUUUAAAUUAUAAUAUUAUAUUUUUAUACUGAUUAAAUAUUUUACUUAGUUAAUAAGAGUGUGCCAAAACGUAAAAUGAAAUAUUUUCUUUUUUUUGAAUAGAAACUGAAGUUGAUUUCGUACUUAUUAAGUUCCUUACUUGCGAGUGCGCCUUGUACUCAUACAAUGAACUCAAUAUCCGCAAUAGGUAAUUUUACUAAAACUAUUAAAUUAUCCAUUGUCUAUAAUACAUGAAACUCACAUUAUGCCCCCAUGACGAGGGGUAAGUCAAUUCAACUCAUCAGAAUAUCCAAAUUCCAAGAAGUACAAAGCACAUUCGCAUCAAAAACAACAGAUCAAAUAUUCCACACAUAGAUUUCCUGUUUACUACUAUACACUUUACUCCUGUAUUUAUUUGAAGUGUAGCAGACAUGAUUUGUAGACUUGAAUCAUUUGUAGAUUUUAACGAAAGAAGACAACCCACACUUCUUGAAUAUUUCAUUGAAAAGAAAUUGAAAUUUUGUCCGUAAAUGUUAUGAAAUAAGAUGAAUUCUGUAACAUAAUGAUUUGUGCAUAGAAAUAAUACAACAAAGUUAUGUUGAAAUCAUACAAAUGUUCGAAUGUAAUGAAAUAUAAGAUAAAAUUCGAAAUUGAUGUGUGUGUCAAAAAUGGUU